Messenger RNA from Balearica regulorum gibbericeps (East African grey crowned-crane), 312 nucleotides. RefSeq names its product histone H2B 5. Gene Ontology annotation, molecular function: DNA binding; structural constituent of chromatin; protein heterodimerization activity. The record is from RefSeq and is a predicted model, not a curated record. Gene Ontology annotation, cellular component: nucleosome. NCBI's taxonomy places the organism in Eukaryota, Metazoa, Chordata, Aves, Gruiformes, Gruidae.
AAGAAGGGGGAAAAGAGGCGGCGGCGCAGCCGCAAGGAGAGCUACUCUAUCUACGUAUACAAGGUGCUGAAGCAGGUGCACCCCGACACCGGUAUCUCCUCUAAGGCUAUGGGUAUAAUGAACUCCUUUGUCAAUGAUAUCUUCGAGCGCAUCGCUGGCGAGGCUUCGCGCCUGGCUCACUAUAACAAGCGCUCCACCAUCACUUCACGGGAGAUCCAGACGGCCGUCCGGCUCCUGCUGCCCGGUGAGCUGGCCAAGCACGCCGUCUCCGAGGGUACCAAGGCCGUGACCAAGUACACCAGCUCCAAGUAA